AUGGAUCGCGUUAGGCCCAUUGUAUGGGGACUUCCGGAUCAUUAUAUUCAAUGGUUAGAGAUAUUGAGUGAUAUGGCUGAGUUUUCUAGACAGUGGCGCGUUCGCAACCUACGGAAAUUCUCAGUUUUUUCUUCGACUCAACUUAUAACUUUCCUGCCUUUCUCCCAUUGCUUCUUCCAAACGGGCAGCCGAAACCGGCUCACGAAAGUCUGGUCUUUUACGAAGAACAACGGAUGCAACCUAGGACUGCCACUUCAAAUGGAACUUCUAUUUCAUGAGGACAUCCCCAUGUCUACCAUUGUUGAGCAAAUUGAGGGAUGUGCUUGCAAAUCGCAGUGUUGUCUCACGUCCACAAACCAAUGCCGGUGUCGACUGAGAUCGACCAAUCCAUAUAAUGCCGUCGGUCUGUUGACCAACUUUUCUGCUUCAUUGUUCGAGUGCAAUUCGAACUGCGUGUGCGAAAUGACUUGUCCGAAUCGUUUAGUGCAAGUUAAACACCCGAUUUAUCGAAUCACUGAAAAAUCGGAUGUUGGAAAGGGUCUCGUAGCCAAUCGAGAUAUUGCCUGUGGUGAAAUGAUUUGUGCAUAUUUGGGCGAAGUAGUUCCUCCUGAAGUAGGUCGCUUGCGAGAACUAGCUCAGCGAAAACGUUACGGACGGACGUAUGUACUGACGAUGCGUGAGUACGCACAUGAGCGAUUGGUUGCGGAGACUUGCAUCGACGGGGACGUCAGUUUGCCGAAUUCCGGUCAACCAGAUGCGCGUCUGGUGAAUCACUCGUGUGAUGCCAAUGUGACCGUGAUCCCGGUCCGCGUGGACAGCAUCAUUCCAUAUGCUGUCUUGUUUGCCAAUCGAUUCAUUCCACGAGAUACCGAACUCACUUAUGAUUACGCGGACGGAGUCCCGACGGAGUAUCGAUUAACCUCUGGAACUCAGUGUCGGUGCAAUUCCGCUGACUGCAUGGGGUACCUACCUUGCGUUGAAUAA
Molecule: messenger RNA, 984 nt
Organism: Echinostoma caproni
Lineage: Eukaryota; Metazoa; Platyhelminthes; Trematoda; Plagiorchiida; Echinostomatidae
Source: the annotation of a GenBank genome assembly